UUUGCCGUCGCUCCGCCUCCACAACAGCGCGAGAGACUUGGCUAUUAUUAGGGGCGGGGCCAAGUUUUGCCCUAUUGGGGCGGGGAAACGGAAAGAGCUGCGAGUCGGUGAUAGGGCUUCUCUUCAGGGGCGUGGCAUAUGGAUCCUAGCUUUCCCGCCGACGGUUGGCCGUGUCACAUGACGUGGGUUGGAAGAUGGCGUCUCCCACGGAUGGAACAGAUCUGGAAGCUUCUCUGCUAAGUUUUGAAAAACUUGACCGUGCCUCACCAGAUCUUUGGCCAGAACAAUUACCAGGUGUUGCUGAAUUUGCAGCUUCCUUCAAAAGUCCUAUUACUAGCUCUCCACCCAAAUGGAUGGCUGAGAUAGAACGUGAUGAUAUCGACAUGUUAAAAGAACUGGGGAGCCUCACCACAGCUAAUUUGAUGGAGAAGGUACGAGGCCUACAGAACUUGGCCUAUCAGCUGGGGCUGGAUGAACAGUCUCAAGCUGUCACCCUGGGUAGAGUGCCAUGGUGUCACAGCUCACAGCAACCUCCAACUCUUGGGCUUAAGCAAUUCUUUUGCCUCAGCCUCCCAAGUAGUUGGGACUACAGGUGCCCACCACAAUGCCCGGCUAUUUUUUGUUGCAGUUGUCAUUGUUGUUUUAGCUGGCCUGGGCUGGGUUUGAACCUGCUAACUUCGUUGUAUGUGGCUGGCACUGUAAGCACUAUGCUACAGGCACCGAGCCCAACAUUAUUCUUUUUUAAGAUUGUUUUAGCUAUUCUGGGUUGCCUUAAUUCCUGUAGGAAUUUUAGCUUAUUAAUUGCAGCAAAGUCAGCUGGGGUUUUGAUAGGGAUUGCAUUGAAUAUGUAGAUCAGUUUCAGGAGUGCUGUCAUCUUAAUAUUAUUAAGAUGAUGCAUGAACAUGGUUUUUCUUUCCAUUUUUUUAGGUCUUCUUUAAUUUCCUAAAUUAAAGAAAUGAAGUAUAACAUCAAUAAUGUUUUACAGUUUGCAAAGUAUUAUACUUUGCUUAUUAAAUUUAUUCCUAAGUACUUUAUUCUUUUUUGAUGCUAUUAGAAAUGGAACUAUUUUAUUAAUUUCAUUUCCAGUUUUCUCAUUGAUACUAUUGAAAAAUAUAAUUAAUAUUUUAUAUUGAUCUUAUAUUCUGCAAUUUUACUGAACUUAAUUAUGAAUUCUAACAAUGCUUUAGUGGAUUAUUCACAAUUUCCUAGACCAGACAGUCACGCCUAUAAUCCUAGCACUUUGGGAGGGCAAGGCAGGAAGCUCUCUUGAGGCCAGGAGCUUGGGACCAGCCUGAACAAGCAAGACCCUGUCUUUACAAAAAAAAUAGAAAAAUUACCCAAGUGUAAUUACAAUGUACAAUGUAGUCCCAGCUACUUGGGAGGCUGAGGCAGGAGGAUCGCUUGACCCUAGAGUUUGAGGUUGCAAUGAGCUGUGAUGAUGAUGUCACUGCACUCUAACUUGGGCUACACAGUGAGCCCUGUCUCAAAAAAAAAAAAAGCAAACAUACAGCGUUCAAUAUACAGAAUCAUUAUUUGCAAAUAGAAAUAGUUUAACUUCUCCAUUUUUAAUUUGUAUGCCUUUUAUUUCAUUUUCUUGCCUUAUUGCCCUGGCUAAAAAUUCCAGUACAAUAUUGAAUAGAAGUGGUAAAAGUAAACAUCUUUGGGCCAGGCACAGUGGCUUGUUUGUGCCUGUCUGUAAUCCUAGCACUCUGGGAGGCCAAGAUGGGGUGGGUCCCUUCUUAGCUCAGGAGUUUGAGACCAGCCUAAGCAAGAGUGAGAUCCCAUCUCUACUAAAAAUAGAAGUCCCAGCUACUCGGGGAGGUAGAGGCAAGAGGAUCACUUGAACCCAAGAGUUUGAGGUUGCUGUGAGCUAUGACACCAUGGCACUCUACCCAGGUGAGAUUCUGUGUCAAUUGAAAAAGAAAAGGGGGUGGCGCCUGUGGCUCAGUGAGCAGGGCGCUGGCCCCAUAUACAGAGGGUGGCGGGUUCAAACCCAGCCCCGGCCAAACUGCAACCAAAAAAUAGCCGGGUGUUGUGGCAGGCGCCUGUAGUCCCAGCUACUCGGGAGGCUGAGGCAGGAGAAUCGCCUAAGCCCAGGAGUUGGCGGUUGCUGUGAGCUGUGUGAUGCCAUGGCACUCUACCGAGAGCGAUAAAGUAAAACUCUUGUCUCUACAAAAAAAAAAAAGAAAGAAAGAAAAGGAGUAGACAUCCUUGAUUUCUUCCUGAUGAAGAGGAAGCUAUGGGGUUUUUGUAGAUGCACUUUACUGUAAAUAAGGUCACACUGAUCAUAUUACCUGCUAUAAAAGCUUUCAGGAAUUGAGGUUACUUUUAUAUAAGUAGUUCCUUCUCCUAAUUAAUAGUCUAAUCUUGGAUGUUUAUUGAGCAGUUUUAGUGGGACCAUCAUUUGGCUAAAUUUAAUCAUUAACUGUUGUUUUUAAAGCAACAUUUUAUUGUAAAAAGAUUGAGAUUUUCCCAUUCAGACUUGAUGCUUCAUCCCAUUAAUCAACACUGAGGAAGUUGCCUGGUACAGACAGACUAUUUGGUACAACUUUCCUUGGUGGUAGUGCCAGAGAAAAACCUCAGUUUCUAAGCUGGCUUAUGGUAUAAUAGAUUUCUCUACCCUGUGGACAUGUGAUUUGAAAAAGUGGCCAUUUAUAUUUAAAAGUUGUUCCCCAUUCAGGUAAAAUUCUAGAUAAUAGCCCUAUUGACUUGUAAUUUUAAUCUGUGAAAGAGGAAAUGGGGAAAAUAACUGUCUCUUACACUCUGGAUAUAUUCGUGUGUGUGUGUGGCCUGACACGGGGCCAUAUAAAGCCUGUUUAACUCUCAUAGUUAAAUUAAUAACCCUUGACAGAUUGAGGAGAAAAAUCCUCCAGCUCUUAACCUCUAGAUGGCAGCAUGAGUCCUAAGAACUUCUAGCUUUUCCACUACCCAUAACUCUUAAGCUGGAUUUCUGAUUUACAUAAAUAAAAAUCUUAUGAUUUUACCAGACUUCUUGCCUAACUUUGUUGAUACCUUGCUCAAUUUUUAGCUUUUUGCUUUCCUUUUUAUCUCUCCGUCUUUUUUUAAAACACAUUUUCUUUUUUUAAGUAAUGUCUGUGUGAUGGAGUCUUAUUUUGUCACGUUCGGUAGAGUGCUGUUGCAUCAUAGCUCACAGCAACCUCAAACUCUUGGGCUCGAGUGAUUCUCUUGUCUCAGCCUCCUGUGUAGCUGGGACUACAGGCACCCACCACAACCCCUGGCUAUUUUUAGAGAUGGGGUCUUGUUUUGCUCAGGCUGGUCCUGAGCUCAAGCAAUCCACCUGCCUCAGCCUCCCAGAAUGUUAGGAUUCCAGGCAUGAGCCACCAUGCCCACCCACCAUGCCCAGCCUAGUAUAUAUUUGAUAAACAGAAUCCUUCAUUUCUUUAUUGUCAGAAAUAACAUUUUGCUUUUAAGGAGACUGGUAGAAAAAAUAUUCCAAAAAAAGUGAUUGUUAAAUGGAUAACACCUGUAUCUGAAUAUAAGACCCUCAAAAUGGGUACAGUUCUCUUAUCUCAGUCAUCUCCCUUACUGGUGGUGUAUCUUGUAUCCUUAAGCUCUAUUGGUAAUCAUGCGAUGUCAGGCAAUGCCAUAUUUAAUUAAAGC
Messenger RNA from Nycticebus coucang (slow loris), 3621 nucleotides. RefSeq names its product lin-52 DREAM MuvB core complex component (gene LIN52). Gene Ontology annotation, biological process: regulation of DNA-templated transcription. Gene Ontology annotation, cellular component: DRM complex. The record is from RefSeq and is a predicted model, not a curated record. The transcript is spliced from 6 exons. Bases 195 to 851 code for a protein of 218 amino acids. NCBI's taxonomy places the organism in Eukaryota, Metazoa, Chordata, Mammalia, Primates, Lorisidae.